CCAAGAUAAGCAGUUACAUUUUCUACAUUUUUAUAUUAGCUUGCUGGCACUGUUCUAAGCUGUGACAUUAAGACAUUCACUACAAGUGACUUCUCUGCUCAAUAACAAGCAAAAACAAGAAUGAACCUGGUGAUACUUGCUACUCUCCUAAUCUGCUGCGUUCCUGAUGCCAAGCCCUGCCCAGCGUCCUGCAACUGCAGCCUGCUGGGACACAAGGGCUUGCAGGUUGACUGCAGCUCCCGGUGGCUGAAGGAGGUGCCAACCCUGCCCGACAACACGGUCUUACUUUACCUACAGAAAAACAUGCUGGCGGGCAUUGAGGCCGGUAGAUUCGACAGACUACACCGCCUGCAGCGCCUGGACCUGUCCCAGAACCCCUUGAGCUGCGACUGCGGCAUCGUGUACCUCAAACAUUGGUUGGACGACAAUGCCAACGUGUCGGUGACGGGGGCCACCUGCAAAGGCCCAGCUAGCCCAGAGACACCGACCAUUAUAACCCAGCUUAGCGGCAACGAGUUUGCGGGCUGCAGCAGCACCAAUCCGAUCGACUGCUGGGGUCUCCUCAAAAUAGUUCUGAUCAUGUUGGGUGUUUUUGUCCUGCUGGUACUCAUUCCUGCGGCUUAUUUGUAUUGGAUUUCAAAACGAUUAGCUUGUUGUGUUGCGAUGACAAUGGACACUGUACUUUAUAGAAGAACUACAGUGAGGAGGCUAAAAUCCCAAUAAAAAGCAAACACGUAGGGCAUGUUCUAUAAAAACACACACAAUAACCAGGCACGUUUCCAUUGUAUAGCGGAGAUCCUAUGUAUAACGUUUGGCACUUCUACUGAAUAAACAGCAUCACAUGACCUUUGUUUUUGCUUUUGUUCUAUUGCGGCUAUGUACCCUUUUUCAGGGAUAUCAACACGCUCAAGCUUGGACCGGUGUGUUGUAUAUCAAUUGCAAGAGAUUCGAGUGUCCAAAGGUCCAGCUGUUUGAAAAUUAAAAAUCACUGGCGGUACAAAUCAUUUUAGGUGGCCAAAGUUGCUUUUGCACACUCAUCUUUACCAUGUAUUAAAUAAAGUAAAGCAGCUUAGAGCACCUUGUGUACCAAUGACAUGAAAAAAAAAUUCAGAGUGCAAGUGAGGCUCUUUAAAAAAGGUAUGGAAAAGGAACCACUAGUUAGACCAACUCAAUGGACCUUCGUACAGCGUUACAAUACUGGAUGAUACUUUGUGAACAUUUAUGAAUACUGGCAUUUUGGAUUGUUUAGGGAAUACAAGGUUUUAAAAAAAUAUGUAUUUGAUUAGCAAUGUCAUUACACUAUUUAAAGCCUAGCAUGAAUCUAUGGAAAAUCCCACAGCAUAGCAAAUAUAGAAAGUAGCCAGAUAGUCUACUAUACAGCACAGCUUCAGCCGGGAGUGGCUGGUUCUUUCCGCUACUGCAGUUCAUUACUCGAGGGGUCCUUA
Molecule: messenger RNA, 1445 nt
Organism: Acipenser ruthenus (sterlet)
Lineage: Eukaryota; Metazoa; Chordata; Actinopteri; Acipenseriformes; Acipenseridae
Product: platelet glycoprotein IX-like
Exons: 2
Coding region: 121-723 (200 amino acids)
Source: RefSeq, a predicted model, not a curated record